CGCCCUCGGCGGGGCCGGGCGGAGCCGAGCGGAGCCGAGCCCCCGGUCCCCCCGCCCCGUUUCCCCGCGGGGCAGAGGCGGGGCCGCGGCCGUUGGGGCCGUUGGCGCUGCCCGGAGCCGCUGCGGGACGGGCGCCCGGCGGCAGAGCGCAACUGGCCUUGUCAGUAGAUUUGGCACUUAUGCCUGGAGUAGCAGACUGCACCAAGCCCGCUGCAUAAUCAGACAUUCCCAUCUAUCUUCAUCUACAGAAUCAGCACAAUGUUGGCAAGCGUGGAAGCACCUCGGCAGCAUUUUCCCAUCGUCCCUUCUUGCUCUAGAGAGAAAGAAAUGAUCUCUUCCUACUUGCUUUCCUUUCUGGGUUUUCCAGCGUUUUCUACAUGGUACUAGGAACCCUCAACUGCUUCUGUAUGGAGAGCAAGCUUCUGAGAGAAGACUUGCAUUAUCUCUUGCGUAGCUUCAAGUAUGACUUGACUGGGUUGCAUUCAUGGCUCUUGGAUGAUCUGGUGAACCAUGGAGCUCAAGGUAUGGGUGGAUGGAGUCCAGAGAAUUGUGUGUGGGGUCACCGAAGUCACAACAUGCCAGGAAGUUGUAAUAGCCCUUGCUCAAGCUAUUGGGCGCACCGGGCGCUACGCGCUGAUCGAGAAGUGGCGGGACACCGAGCGGCACCUGGCGCCCCACGAGAACCCCGUGGUGUCGCUCAACAAGUGGGGGCAGUACGCCAGCGACGUGCAGCUGAUCCUGCGCCGCACCGGGCCCUCCCUGAGUGAGAGGCCCACCUCGGACAGCGUGGCUCGCGUCCCUGAGAGGACUUUGUACCGGCAGAGCCUGCCACCCCUGGCCAAGCUGCGGCCCCCAAAUGACAAAGCCAUGAAGCGGAGGGAGCCGAAAAGGAAGUCCUUGACCUUCACUGGUGGGGCGAAGGGGCUAAUGGACAUCUUCGGUAAAAGUAAAGAGUCCGAGUUCAAGCAGAAGGUGCUCAACAACUGCAAAACGACAGCAGAAGAGCUGAAGAAACUGAUUCACCUCCAGACAGAGAAACUGCAGUGCAUUGAGAAGCAGCUGGAGUCCAAUGAGGUGGAGAUCCGGUACUGGGAACAGAAGUACAACUCCAGUCUGGAGGAAGAAAUCCUCAAGCUAGAGCAGAAGAUCAAAAGAAACGAAGUAGAGAUUGAGGAGGAAGAGUUCUGGGAAAACGAGCUGCAGAUUGAGCAAGAGAAUGAGAAGCAACUGAAGGAGCAGCUCCAGGAGAUGAGGCAGAGGAUCCUGGAAUGCGAGAGCAAGGUGAAGGACUAUGUGUCGCAGAUCCAUAAUAUGGAGAGUGGCCUCGAAGCGGAGAAGUUGCAUCGGGAAGUUCAAGAAUCCCAAGUGAAUGAAGAAGAGGUCAAAGAAAAGAUUGAGAAGGUGAAAGGUGAAAUUGAUAUUCAGGGCCAGCAAAGUUUACGGUUGGAAAACGGCAUCAAAGCUGUAGAAAGAUCUCUGGGCCAAGCUACCAAACGGUUACAGGACAGGGAACAAGAACUGGAGCAACUGACAAAGGAGCUGCGACAGGUCAAUCUCCAACAGUUUAUCCAGCAAACAGGAACGAAGGUCACGGUGCUGCCUGCAGACCCAAUUGAGGUGGAGGCCCCACAUGUGGAGCUCGAGAGAGAGCCAACGUUUCAGUCUGGGUCAUUGAAGCGCCCUGGCUCAUCGAGGCAGCUCCCCAGUAACCUUCGGAUUCUGCAGAAUCCCUUGUCGUCUGGUUUUAACCCGGAGGGCAUUUAUGUAUGACAGUAUAUACCUCUUCUGGAGAGGACCUAGCAAGGUACCCUGGACAAGAUACACUUUUGUUUUAUUCUGCCAAUGAUGAAUGGAAGAAGCUUUUUUCUGUUAAGCCACCAUAUUACUUUUUUCUUCCUCCAACACACCACUUGGAGCCAUACCCUGUGCACUGAUGCUAAAGAGACAGGAACUGUCUCAAUUCGUAAUUGGCAGUGAUGAACUUGCUGUCACACAGCUAGAGUGCAAAAACCUUCAUUUGUUUUUGCUACUUCAGAAGUGUUUGGGAAAGUAUUAUUCCGUGUAUAGGCAUAAAUAAAAGACUGAGGGUGAAGGAAACCAUG
This is a messenger RNA of Cygnus atratus (black swan), 2102 nucleotides long. RefSeq names its product Ras association domain family member 8 (gene RASSF8). The record is from RefSeq and is a predicted model, not a curated record. The transcript is spliced from 7 exons. Gene Ontology annotation, biological process: signal transduction. NCBI's taxonomy places the organism in Eukaryota, Metazoa, Chordata, Aves, Anseriformes, Anatidae. The coding region runs from base 511 to 1770 and encodes 419 amino acids.